Eimeria tenella is the source of this 624-nucleotide messenger RNA. RefSeq lists its product as uncharacterized. The record is from RefSeq and is a predicted model, not a curated record. Bases 1 to 624 code for a protein of 207 amino acids. NCBI's taxonomy places the organism in Eukaryota, Apicomplexa, Conoidasida, Eucoccidiorida, Eimeriidae. The transcript has a single exon.
AUGCAAAAACGCAACCCCUGCAGCAGCAGCAGCAGCAGCAGCAGCAGCGGGUGGGGAGCAGCAGCAGCAGGUGCGGAGCAGCAGCAGCAGGUUCCGAGCAGCAACACCACCACCACCAGGCUUGAAGCACCAGCAGCAGCAGCAGGUAAGGAGCAGCAGCAGCAGCAGGUACAGAGCAGCAGCAGCAGCACGUUUGGAGCAGUAGCAGUAGCAGCAGCAGAUAAAGCUGGGGGCGAAGCCACGGUUUCGGUGCAGAUGCGGUUACUUCACAGCAGCAGCAGCAGCAGCAGCAGCCGUUGGGAGUAUAACAGCAGCAGCAGACUGAGCACUUGCUGCUGCUGCGGCAACAGAAUAGCAGCAGCAGGAGCAGCUAAAGAGAUACCUAUGAGAACAGCAGCAGAGUAUCAACAACAGCAGCAGCAACAGCCGCAACAGCAGCAGCAGCAGCAGCAGCAGCAGCGAAAUGGACCUGGAAUUAAAUCAAGCGCAGCAUUGCUGAUGUUUAAAAACGCCGAUGUCGUUGAGUACUUCUGGAUACGCACAAUUGAUGCUGCAGCAGCAGCAGCAUCAGCAGCAACAGCAGCAGCAGGUGUGAAGCAGCAGCAGCAGCAGCGGGGCAUGUAG